Messenger RNA from Penicillium waksmanii, 225 nucleotides. RefSeq lists its product as uncharacterized. The record is from RefSeq and is a predicted model, not a curated record. NCBI's taxonomy places the organism in Eukaryota, Fungi, Ascomycota, Eurotiomycetes, Eurotiales, Aspergillaceae. The transcript has a single exon. The coding region runs from base 1 to 225 and encodes 74 amino acids.
AUGUCUGUUAUCGUUGCCGCUGCCGCUGCCGUUGCCGUUGCCUCGCUUGGUUGUACUUUCGGCCACUGCCGGCAUCAUAUGAAACUGACCGGGGGUUGCGUGGGCGCACAUACACAUUCGCGUACCCCGGGGAGCGGAGAGGGCGUUCGAGUGGCAGAGACACCCAAAAAGACAGCCAAUGCCGACCGUUUCACGAUCGCUCGCGCAGAGGCGGUCGCACGGUAG